GAGGGGGUGGGGAAUGUGAUUGGAAAUAUAAUCAGCUCUCAUUUCACAGCAGCCAACCUGCGGAAUAAGUCGCAUCAGUGCGGCCUCGGAGAAUGUUGCAGGCACUGAACUUGCUCCUGAUCCCCCUGCUCCUGGCGGCGGCGGACAAGGAGAGUCCGGAGAAAGCUGGGAAGAACGGGAAUUUUCUGGAGGAUGAGCAAUGGCUGGCUAGUGUCUCCCCGUACAGCCAGCAGAUCAGAAAUUGGAACCGAUUCAGAGACGAUGAUUACAUCCGAACAUGGGAUCAGAAUCAGGCCUUUGAUGAGGCACUGGAUCCCACCAAGGACCCAUGUCAGAAGGUGAAGUGCAGUCGUCACAAAGUGUGCAUCUCCCAGGGGCAGGAGAGGGCCAUGUGCAUCAGCCGGAAGAAACUACAACACAGAAUCAAGCAGUCAUCCGUGGAACAAGUGGAGAGCCCCUGCAAGCCAUGCCAAUCAGUUCAAAUGUCUCCUGUUUGUGGCACAGAUGGGCACACAUACACUUCUCAGUGUAAACUGGAGCUGCAGGUAUGUCUGACUGGGAAACAGCUUACCCAACAGUGUGAAGGCAAGUGUCCAUGUCCAACAGAGCGCACAUCGACCUCUGAUCCAGGGAACAAACCAGCUGGAUGCACAGGCCAGGACCUCGCAGAUCUUGGCGACCGACUCAGGGACUGGUUCCAACUGCUGCAUGAAAAUGCCAAGCAGAACAGCUCCGGCAGGCCAACAGACAAUGUGUUGGAUAAGAGCUUGGUAGCAAGCUGCAGGGAUUCGAUUGGCUGGAUGUUUUCCAAGCUGGAUACUGACGUGGACAUGUUCUUGGAUGAGACAGAGCUUGCGGCAAUCAACCUGGACAAAUAUGAAGUCUGCGUGAGACCGUUCUUCAACUCCUGUGACACUUACAGGGAUGGACAGGUUUCCAUGGCCGAGUGGUGUUUCUGCUUCUGGAGAGAAAAGCCCCCCUGCCUAGUUGAACUGGAAAAGAUCCAACUGCAAGAGGCAGCACAGAAGGUGCCUGGUACCUUCAUCCCAAGCUGUGAUGAGGAUGGCUACUACAGGAAGCUGCAGUGCAACACCUACUCUGGCGAGUGUUGGUGUGUUGAUCAGCAAGGCAGUGAGGUGACUGGAAGCCGUGUGAAAGGGAACCCUGACUGCGAUGAUGUGAUAAGUUUCUCGGGAGACUUCGGCAGUGGAGUCGGAUGGGAGGACGAGGAAGAGAAAGAAGCAGAAGAGAACGCUGAAGAAACGGAGGAGGAGGAGGGUGAAGUUGGGGAGGCCGAUGAUGGUGGUUACAUUUGGUAGAAAAGCAACAGCUACACAGUUAGCACUACCAGCCAUUUGGCACAUAUUCCUCACUCUUCAUAAGCCACUUUGACUGAUAAUUAUCUCAUCCUCUGUCCCACAGUGUACAUGAUCACCAAUGACAUCCCUGGCACCAGUGAGUACAUCAUUGACACUAUUAACUGCACUAUUUCACAUGACUGAUUUAUCACAGUAAAUACUGAGAAAAGCAAGAUACCAUCAGUGAGUGACCCUACUCAUCAGUAGAGUUGCCAACCACAGCCCAGAGUGUCGUCAAAGCUUCAGUAGGGAGAGGGUUGAAUGAGGGACUCUUUGCUGUGGGAAACACUAUCAAAAUAGUGAAAUAGAGAGAUAAGGAACAGCUGUUUCAUUCUGAAGUAAUGUUAGUUGAGCGUACCGUACACCAUUUGCCCCUGCUGUCCCUUGCUGGUUGAUCCUCACCACAACCUGUCACCCACAGGCUGUCACUUACCACCCCUCUACAUUGGAAGUUGCAGAGGUUUGUUUCAUGAGUUUUUAUUAACAUUUGCAAGUGGGGAAGCUGAAGGUCAUCCACCUGUGGUAGUGAGAGGAAACAGCUACAGGAAACGCCCUGAUAAAGUCCAAGUGCAGUUGUUUGCCAGCUACACCCCAGCCUUGGGUAAUACAGAAGGGAAAAUCACAACAACCAGACUUCGGGGAGAAAACAGCAAUCACGGCACAUUGGGGUGAACAUUUGACUUUGGCCGUGAGCGCUGAACAGAUGCAGCAGUGGAACCAGUUGCUGGCACGGCACAGUCGAUGCAACGGGCCUGUUUGGCAUGAGCAGUCAAAAACAAAUCACUGCCCCAUGUGAAAAGUGUAGGGACAGCACGGCUGGGAGGAAGCUCGGCAGCACACUGGGGGCCUUGGCAUGAGGAAUAAGUGUGUGUCCAGGUUGUGAUCUGGUUUGAUGGCAGACGCCACCCAAUGGCAGAUGGUUCAAUGCUAUCAGCACAGGACAGAACUGCUGAACAGGCAUCUUCAAUGUUUUUGUUUUCGGAACGGCCCAUGUUUCUCUCUGGAAGCCAUUUGAGACCGACUAGAGCACUGGAAAGAUAUGACUGAAGGUAAACCCCUGAGUGAAACAGUAUCCUUAGCAGAACACUUACCCUAUCGACAAACACCCGGUUCAAUGUCAGUAAUUCCUGCUACCAGGCCUGGCAGUGUGGACAUACACAAGUGUUGAAGAGUGCUGGAGUUGUUGGUAUAGUGUUAGUGAAAUGUUUUCUUUUAUUGGUGCUUGUGCCCAGUGUUAAAUUGACCUUCACACACAAUCCACCCACUCCUUCUCCAUAAUAUCCGGUUGAAAGUAUACCAGCAAAAACUAUACACUGCUGAAUGAUAACAACGAUUGUCUAAUUCACUAGGUGUGUAGGAAGAGAACACACUCUCUUCUUCUGUCUAUCUCUCUGUCUCUCUUUUUCUCUCUCUCUCUCUCUCCCUCUCUCUCUCUCACACACACACACAAUUUUACAUAUAUGUGUACUCACUUAAAUUUACACACUUGUGUACUUUCAUGGACUUUCUCACACACACACAACACACACAUACAUUCAGAUCCAUUCCUAGUUGCUUGUGCUAUUUCUUAGCAAGUGUUGACUGAUGGAUAACAGAGAAAUGUCACACAGGAGCAGUGGAAAGGGGAAUACUCUGAAGUUGCAGCUAAGACCCUGGGGAGUAAAAUUGCCCCACUCUCUGCUCGUCCAUUCUUUUUGAAUUAGGAACAAUGUCUUUUUGUUGUUAGUAACACUGGACUUCCUUGGGAUGUCCUGACACACACAGUGACUGAAUCAGAGCAGUAUAGAAGCUGCCUAGCUCUGCAGGAUCAUUUAUUUCAGCCAGCACAGGUACAGUGGGGGAAAUACUGAUGACACAAGGGUUAGAAUAGUCACAGUGCGACCAAACCAUGUGAGCCAUUCAAGAGGCGGUUUUACAGUGGGUUGGAGAGAUGGGAGAUGCAGGGGGCAUGGGAUCAUAGGUUUCUUUUGGAAAGAUCAGCAAGAAUUCCUUGUUUAUCAUAAUGCCAACCCUUGGUACUGUCAUGGUAAAAGGUGCACUGACACACACAAGCGGCCUGCACACUGAUCUGACCCCUCACACAUUCCGAUCCUCCCCCCAUACUCUGUGCUCCACACAUACCUGCACCCCCACAUACAUUGACCUCCACCCAUGCCGACUAUUGCGCUGAUUCUCAUGCUCGUGCUGACUCCCACAGUGACUAGUACUGAUCUCCCAAACAUUAAGCCUCGCCUGAACAAUUGCAGAUGUUUGGGGUUACAUUAGGAAGCCGCAGCCUCUAGAAGCGAACUUUUCUUGGGUUUUUCAUGUGCUCUGAUGCAAGGUGGUCCCAAAAGUUUCCUUUUCACUUUGGACCAUGGUGUCAGUUGCCUGAUUUUACUCACUGGUUAAACUUUACUCCCAAUUUCAUUGGGUUUUUGAGUGAACAAAGUCAGGAGCAGCUUCUUACAGGAUGGCCCAGCUAAUAUUGUCUGUUUUACGUCCUCCCUCAAAGUCAAAAUUCCCUCCAGCCCUUUCUCUCCACCAGUCUGCUAACGGUGUAAAAGCAAAGGCACAAAAGUACCAUCAAGCAUGAUGUAACAAUAGCCAUGCAUCGUUAUAGAUCGUACCUCUGGACCAAAACAGAGAAGCGAAGAGCAAGAUCGCUCUUGUUACAACUUGAGCUGUUGUGACUUUAUUACCCGAGCAUCCUCCCUGAACAAUGAUUAGUUGAGUGUGUGUUUGUUUGGGCUGACCAGUUUGAAUUGACCUACACCGUUCCUCCACUUUCCACUAACAUUUGCUUUAUGUUUGUGUGAUUUGUAGCACAGAGCACUGACAGCCAUACACUUGGCCCGAAACCAUCCUCUUGAUUGUAGCAUUCACUAUAUCCUCCAGUUAAUUACUGCAAAACUAACUCCAAUUUUUUACUUCACUAUUCCAUGUGGGUGUGACAACUUUUGCGUUGUGUGUGUGAUGUGAUCAUGGGUCCCGUGUAGUUCAAGUUUGUAAGUGAAAAUCGUUUGAAGAUCAGGUAUUACAGUGGUGUGAUGUUAUUCACCGCUACAGAUCAAUGGAUCUGUUGAAGCUGUAGGAGUGACCACAGAGGGUACUGGAGUGCAUUAGUGUAGUGUUUAGAGAUAUUAGCACUGUUUGAAAUAUGGGAAAGAACUAAAGAGUUUCUUAAGGUUUGGGGAGAGAAUGGAUCAACAAUUAAGAAUGGGGGAACGUGUCCAUAACAGAAUGAUCAUACCUGGACUUUAUCUUAAGGAACAAAUGUUUAUGCUCUUGCUUUAGAUUUUAUUGUGUUCUUGUAUAUAAAGGGAAAGGUGAGCACUGCAAUAUGGCUGAACCAUUAGGGUUUAAUUCCCCGUCCAAGACAAAAAUACCUUUUUAAUAUUAGCAUAACUGAUAAGGCAAAGGCACCAGAGACUCCAUCCAAAUGCAACUUUUGUCCGUUGAUAAAUGGUUAAAGGAAAGUUACUAAAAAAAGUUAACAGUUACCUUAUGUUUGCAUGCCUGACUUUCAAAGGAGCAAAUGUGCAACACAUGUCUGCUUAAACUGUAUGAUCAACGUGUAGCACAAUGUAGACAAAUAGAGGGUGCAAUGUAAAGUCAAGGAGUAGUUCGAAGUAGAGUGCAGUCCCACUCCUGCACAGUACUAGAGAUAUUUAGAGAAGGUGGGUUGGGGGAAGGAGAGGAAGGUCAGAGGAACACUAAUGUCACAAUAUGGCUGUGAGGAGUUCUAUCUGAUUCCCUUGUGUGGACCAUUGAGAUAAUCCAUAAUGCUCUAAUAAUCUGUAUGUAGAUCAAUCUCAAUCCCAUAUUUCAUUCACUGGAUAGAUUAAUGUAUGCCUUGAGGUCCAUGGGAUUUACCCAGAAUGUAUAAAUCUUGUUGUACUGAAUGUUAACUGCUUGGAGAUGUCUUAUUCUCAAUAUUUACAUUGUAUUUGAUAAUAAAAUAACCCAUUUAUCCGAA
Pristis pectinata (smalltooth sawfish) is the source of this 5316-nucleotide messenger RNA. It is a transcript of the gene spock2, whose product is annotated as SPARC (osteonectin), cwcv and kazal like domains proteoglycan 2. The record is from RefSeq and is a predicted model, not a curated record. Lineage: Eukaryota; Metazoa; Chordata; Chondrichthyes; Rhinopristiformes; Pristidae. Gene Ontology annotation, molecular function: protein binding; calcium ion binding. The transcript has 10 exons. The coding region runs from base 93 to 1319 and encodes 408 amino acids.